Molecule: messenger RNA, 7510 nt
Organism: Dromiciops gliroides (monito del monte)
Lineage: Eukaryota; Metazoa; Chordata; Mammalia; Microbiotheria; Microbiotheriidae
Gene: CCDC177
Product: coiled-coil domain containing 177
Exons: 2
Coding region: 333-2471 (712 amino acids)
Source: RefSeq, a predicted model, not a curated record
AGCUGUCCUUCCUUUUUUUGAAAAGUGGUGUGAAGGGAGGGAAGCAAAGCAUUGUUAUUUUAAGGAGGAAUUCUUGCACUCCCCCUCCCGCGUGUAGGUCGUAUGUGCGCAAGGUUUGCUGGGAACCAUGGAGAGGCUUCUGAUGCUAUUGCUGCCGCCGCCGCCGCUAUCGCUAGGGUUGAGGCAGCUGCCACUGGUAACCUGAUCCAGCCACUGAACAGAUUGCUGGAUGGGCUGAAGCCAAACCGAGGGACCACGGGGACAAAAGCCGUAGGCACUGCCUCCGGCGCCCAGCAAAGUGCACUGCCCCACAAACUGGACAGGGCUGAACCAUGGUGGACCCUGUGCCUGAAGAGGAGGAGGAAAAAGCAGGAGCUGAGCCAAGCAGUGCUGGAGAAGAUGGGGCAGCUGCAUCUGCAUCUUCCAUCCCUACUGGUACCCAGCAACUGCCCACUACAACAUCUUCUGCCCCCCAAGGUGUACCCAGCAAGGCUGAGGGCCUGGCAAGCUACAGGGAAGGCCGACAGCGGGAACAGUCACCUAUGCUGCACCUUGACCUAUUCAACUUUGACUGUCCAGAAGCAGAGGGCAGCCGAUAUGUGCUCACCAGCCCCCGCUCCCUGGAAGCCUGUGCCAGAUGUGCAGUUAAGCCUGUGGAGCUGCUCCCUCGGGCGCUGGCUGAUCUAGUGAGGGAGGCGCCAGGCCGCUCUAUGCGGGUGGCUACUGGGCUUUAUGAAGUGUAUGAGGCGGAGCGCCUAGCCAAGCUACAGCAGUGCCGGGCUGAGCGGGAGCGCAUCAUCAAGGAGGAAAAACGGCGUCUCUUCACACCUCUGGGCUCCACCACCGCAGGCCAGAGCGCAGGCCCCAUCCCGACCACAGGCCCGGGCAGUAGCAGUAGUUGCAGCAGCAGCGCAAGCCUCCCAGCUUCACCUGCUCCCCGCGCUCCCCGAGCUCCCCGCGCUCCCCGCAAAUCCUCUUCGUCGCCCUCGCCGGCGCGGACCAAGCCUCCUCCAGCUGCUCCCAGAUCAGGCAAAAAGAGCCACUCACUAGACUCCCUGUCUCGCCGGCGAGAAGGUGCCCGAAGCUCCGAAUCGGGGGCCUCCUCCUCCUCCUACAGUGGUGAUAGCCUGAGGGAACACUGGCAGCCCGGAAGCCCGGCCACCGGUGGCCUCCUCACAGGAUCUGCUGCCUCAGCCCCCAAUCCCCAGACUCGGCCGUCUGCCCUCACCCUAGCGCCCCUGUCGGGUCGGAGCUUCAGCUUGAGCGAUUUGUGCCACUCACCCCAGACUGCCCGCCAUGUGGAGAGAAUCGUGCGCCAGGUGCGGGAGGAGAGGGGCCUCCGUGGGUUGCCGGAGCGCGACCGUAAGAUUGCCACCCUCAUGCUGGCCCGGCACCAGGAAGAAGAGCUGCUGCGCGAACAGCAAGCGUUUGCCCACGGCCAGUGGGAGCUGCAACGGGCCAAGGCUGUGCAGCAGCGGGAAAAGGAGGAGAAGGAGAAGCAGCGGGCGCUAGCGCAAUGCCGCCAGGCAUGGGCGGCACAAGUGGAGGAGCGCCUGGGGAGGCUGGGCCGCCAGGAGCGGCAGGCUGCCAGGCGGCUGAGGAGCCAGUACGCGCGAGGAGAGGAGCAGCGGCUCGAGCUGGUCGAGAGGCAGGGUCAGCUCCGGCUGGAGCGGGCUCAGCGGGCGGCCCUGGAAGACAGGAUGCGGAAGCUGCAACAAGAGCACAACCUCAAGCUGUGGGAGGAAGGGCGGCAGAAAGAGCGAGAGCGGGCCGGCCACGCCCGACGGGAACGUGCGGAGAGGGCAGCCCGCACCAAGCGGAAACAGGAUGCUCACUCUCAGCGGGAGAAGCAGCAGCUAAGCCGGGCGGAGAGGGCGCAUCACGAGGCGCUGUUACAGGGGCUAGCCCGAAAGGAGCGCCAGGAGCAAGAGGGACUGCGGCUGUCCCUGGAGGCAAACCUGGAACGCGCGCAGGAGAACUACGAGCAGCUGGUGGAGCAGCGAAGCCGGCACUUGCGAGAGAGAGCGCGGAAGGAAGAACUGCAGGGCAGGCGGGCCAAGGAAGUGGCGGAGCGCAAGGAGAGAGAGCACCAAGAGCAUCUGGAGGCCCUGGCCAAAGCCGGAGAACAGCGGAUGCAGCAUGCCACGCAGGUGGUGUCGGAGGCGGUGCAGCUGAAAGCCCGUCGGAUAGGGCAGAACCGGUUGGAGAAGGAGCGGACUCAGCGGGCCAACAAGGAAAAGGUGGACCGCGAAGAGGACAGCCGCAGGCGCGAACUGCAGCAGGCCAUUGAGCGCAAGUGGGAGCGGAGCGAGCGCCUAUCUCGAGAAAGGCGAAGCGCCUUGGAAAAUGCCCGCUCCACAGCCCGCGCCUCUUUCCACGUCCGAGAAAAGGUGCGCGAGGAGACUAACACGCGCACUUUUGACCGUAUGGCGUUGGAAGCCAAGCUCCAUGCCAGUCUGGGUAAGAAAUGAGGGCUCUUUAGAAUGAACGGCCCCUCGGGGCACUCUUUCACGCCACCAUCAAUGCCUCUGGCCAAGUCUUUGGUUUCUAAAGAGGAUUGGGAGAACAGGGUACCGUACAUCGACUUCUCCUUACGUCUCCCAACUAAGGCGCCAUCGAACAUGAAAGGACACACAGAACUUUUCAGAGUGUCCACCCUUAAUUUUUAAGAACUACAUUUCUUUGGGGCCUGGGGAGCUAGGGCUCGGCACAAAUCCAUGACUGCUCUCACCUGAGUUGUAUCUUCCCGUGAGCCCUUACCAAGCCUCCUUUGUGCUUCUGGGGGGUUUCUUGGUAAUAAACAGAGAGGAGCUGGGGAGAAAGGGUAUUCUAGCGAUCGAUAUUCCAAGUUACUCCAUCACUUUCCAGGUAAUAGCACAAAAAUGACUACAGCACCUCCCUUUCCCCCUCCCCCUUCUGUGGCAGCUACACUCUACAGCUUUCUAAACAGGGUUUUCUUUUAAGUGCCGUGACUGAGUGGAGAGAUAGUAGUGGUUGUCAUCGAAAAAGAUUUUCUAGCCCUCUUCCUCAUCUUGAAAAAGAAAAGUACAGGAAUAGCAUCUGAGAGUACUAAGGAAGGGAAGCACCAUUAGAAAUUUGAGUCCCGCACAAGGUUACACAGGAAACUGGCCAAUUUUUUUCUUUCCGGUUUUAACAUAGAUUUGCAGGAUCUGGGAGAGCUCUUGUUUCAGAGACUUCGGUGUUCUAUCCUGCUUAAAGUGUUCUAGUGAUGGUAGUGGUUAGAUGUCUGUUGACAGACCACCCCAAAGUAGAGUAUAGAAAGAACUUGUAACCAGGUUGCUUUAAUACUCACCAGAGAGCAGUCAUGCCUUAAAUAGCAGUGUUCUCCUCAUGUGCCUGCCUUAGUUCAUCUCUGACCAUUUCUCCACUGCUUUGCCCUGAGAACACCACCUCCAAGGUAGGCCCCUAGAGAGUUUGGCCUCUGGGGUAGAACUAUGAACUCCCUACAGCUUGGUUGGCAAAGUUGUGUGUUCUGGCCCCCACAGUAUACCUCUUCAAAUCCAGAACUGUCUGUUGCAAAGUGGGGCACUCAGACAACUUUCCUUUUUUAGCCUGUUUGCUGAUAUUUCUCUUCCUUUCUGUUGUUUACAGGAAGGGGAAAAAAGUGAGGACUAUCUGUCAACCAGACACUGCAUCAUUACAUAGGCUCCUUCUUCCUCCCCUCCCCCAAUGACAAACAGUUGAUUCUAUCUUAAUGACUCCCGUCUUAACAUCCUUUGUUCCCUUCCCUUCAACUUGGAGUUAUUAAGUCUCUGCUUCAUUCUUUCCAUCUGCCAAAUGGAGAUAGUGAUACUCCCCUUCCAAUACCUCCAAGUCUCCAGAUUUAAAGAUAUUGCAUGAGUACUAACUGUUAGUAUUGUUAUGCUUUUUAAAAAAAUUCUCCGCCUAGGGACCAGAGGAAGGAGAAGCUGUAUCACCCUAAGCAGGGCUAGGGAUUGGACUUGUGAUGUAAUUGAUAUAAGAAAAUCCAAGAUAAAGAAACUCCCUCUACAAAUGCCAGUCAGCAUCUUUUCUGCAAUUUAGUCUUAGAGAGUUCCCUGAAGCACUGAGGUUAAAUGACUUGCCCAUUAUAUGUCAGAGGAGAGAUUUAAACCCAGGUCUUCAUGGCUCUAAAGCUUUUUAUUUUUCCUGCAAGUGUCUGCAAAGGUGGGAGAUAGUACAUACUACAUUUAUAGGCAAGUUAUUCCACUGUUAUAUAGCUCUCAUUAUUAAGAAAUGUUGAAUGGAAAUUUGCUUCCCUCUGAAAAUAAUUGCUCCUAGUUCCAUCCUCCUCAUAGAAGGAAUAUGGGCAAGUGUUAUUCUUCACAAUGAAAAAAUCAGGAAGAGAAAUGCAUUCAUUACAUUUUGUGUAUAAUAAUCAGCAUGGUAAAGAAGAUAAUAUGCCAGACUUAGAUUCAAGGAAACCUGGGUUCAAAUCCCAGUUCCAACACUUUCUAUCCAAGUGACCCUGGACAAAAGACAUUUCUCCAAGACUUAGCUAAAUCAUAAUGAGUUACUAUCUCCCUCAGUCCAGAGUUCUUCUGAGGAGUUAGGGAGCUUCCCACUAAUGAAAUCACAGAUGCUUCAAAGAUACAGUAGGCAGACUUCUUCCUAGAAGGUUUUGGUCAGGUGCUGAUAUCGAUUGAGGAUAGGUAUAGGAGAAAAUUAUGUUUUCAUAUUAAACUUAAGACCCUGAUGAAACUGGGGGAGGUAUCAAUGUUCCUAACUUUGAUGUGGUAAAGGACUUUUCACCCAUGGAAUUUUUCCUUAUUGGAAUCCAAAUGACAGCCACUUGUAAUGACCAGUUUUGUUUAUUAGUUGAAGGCUUUAACUAAAAGAUUCUAAUGCUAUUGUGGCUUCUUACCUUCUUUUCCUAUACUGAAAAGGCUUUCCAAACUUUAAUGAAAAAAUUAAAUCUGAGAUUUAUAUCCUAAGUAUGCACACUCUCUAUAUGUGUGUAUACAUAUAUUCAAACAUACAUGUAUACACAUUCAUAUAUAUAUAUAUAUAUAUUUGACAUUGAAAUUUGAGACAAGGUCUUGUGGGUAAUAAAAUAAUAAAAAGGUAGUUAGAUAAUAUGACCUACGUUCAGUCCAAGGUUGUUUUUAUUUACUUACAGUGUAACAUUGGAUACAUCACCUCUGUGUGCCUCAGUUUAUCCACCUGUAAAACAGGGAUAAUGAUGCCUGUCCCUCACCUAUUUCACAGGGACAUUGCUAUAGAUGAAUGAGAAUUUAAGUUGCUCUCCAUUCUCCCUUUCCCCUAUUUGUAUUUGGUACAGUAUUUGAAAUCACUCUUCACUCCCCAUGGGCUUCUAGGUGAUGGAUAAAGCAUCAGACCUGGAGUAAGAAAGACUUAUCUUCCUGAGCUCAGAUAUAUUCUCAGACACUUACUAGCUGUGUGACCCUGGGCAAGUCACUUAACCCUAUUUACCUCAGUUCCUCAUUUGUAAAAUGAGUGGGAGAAGGAAAUAGUAAACCACUUCAGUGUCUUUGCCAAGAAAACCCCAAAUAUGGUCAUGAAAAUCCCAAAUGGGGUCAGAUAUGACUUAAAUAACUGAAUUAUCCGUUAGGUGGCCAAUGAGCUACCUAACUACUAUAAUGCUUUAUUAGACUUAUGUGAAUAUUCUGAUAUCGAAAUUAGAAGUCCCCAAAAGGUUCAUCUUCAAUCUGAAUCACUUGUGGCUGGACUUAAUGUCACUAAAUUAGGCAAUAACAAGCUCAGAGCCCUGAGCUUAGAAAAAGGCCAUAUAUGAAUGAAAAAGUAAUGGUUUCUUAUGAAUAAAAAUAAUUGCCCAGAGUGGUUACAAUGGUAAUAUAGCAGAUAAUAAAGCCCAAAUUAAGUAACAACAAAGCUCUGCCAAGGCUCAUUGUUGACUAGCACAAAGGAAACUUCUGUGGUGUUUGUUGUAGGAAGAGGAUUGAAUUUUGAAACUGAAGACCUAGACUUCAAAUACUAGCUCUGACACUUGUUAUGUGUGUGAUCAAGGGCAAGUCACUUUACCUCUCCAAGUCUCUGUUUCCCUAUCUAUAAAAUCAGGGAUAAUAACAUUUGUCCUACCUCCCUCAUAGGGUUUGGCCAACUUUCCAGCAGCCCAGCUUAGUAGGUAUCAGCUAUUGAAAUUGGUGGGCAAGGGGGCGGCUAGGUGGCGCAGUGGAUAAAGCACCAGCCCUGGAUUCAGGAGUUCCUGAGUUCAUAUCCAGCCUCAGACACUUGACACUUACUGGCUGUGUGACCCUGGGCAAGUCACUUAACCCUCAUUGCCCCGCAAAAAAAAAAAAAAAGGAAAUUGGUGGGCAAGUUGCUCUCUGGGUGAGGAGGUAAAUAUGUAGCCUAAGGAAGUGCAAUUAAUUCACAAGCCCUCUCAUUUUAUAGAUGAGGAUGCAGAAGCUCAUAUAUACAGGCUGCAGAGAGGUGAUGCAAAGGGGAGAGAGUACUUGUUUUCUCAACGGGCUGAGGGGAAUAUAGUGGAUUUAUCUGGAAAAACUAUAACAAGAAUACAUUUAAAGAAGGGGAAAGCUUGACUUGGUUCUGCUGGCAUAAGAAUCCAAAUGAUAAGCCACUAGAGGACUCCAAAAUUAUUGCCAUUGCCACUUGGAAGAUUUAUUUCCACGAAACAGAGGUAAUGAACAGGACCAAGGGAAAAAGAGGUUUCAGUUUGUUGGAACUUGAGGCCAGGUCUUUGGUUUUAAAGUCCAGUGGUCUUCUCAUGUGAACUUGCAGUCCUAGAUUGAAUUGACCAAUCAAGAAAAGUUUAUGUCAUGUCCUGAACAUGACAAAUACCUAACUCCAUAAUAGGGUAGAAAAGAGAAAACUUCCUUCUGAAUGUACAUGGACUAUACUUCUGCACAGGAUAUGGUUUGACAACUACUACAGAAUCAUAAAAUUAGGGAUUAAGCAAAGAUCCCAAAUGGUAAGGACCAAAGGAGAAAGAAUUUGAUUUGAUUUUUACAACUUUAUUUCACAUGAAGAGGUGAAAAGGCACUGGAUUCAGAAUUAUAAGACCUAGAUUUGUGUCCUGGCUCUGCUACUCGUAAACUGCCUACCUUGCCUACCUCACAGGGUUGUUGUGAGGAUCAAAAGGAGAUCUUGUAUGUGGAAAGGCUUUGUAAGGUGUAAAAUAUUCUAUAAAUGUAAGGUAUAAUUACCGUAGUAAUGUUUGCUGUGCCUCUUCCCUCCCCUAAUUCUCUACCCUUUGUUUUUAAAAUGAUAGUAAUUGACAAGUGCUUUUAUACAAGGUAUUUUCUAAGAAGUGAACAGCAAGAGCCUCCAAAAUUAAACAGGUGGAUAGUACUCACAGAGCACUUCUUUCGAUUCAGAACACUGUGGGUCUUUUCUUUGUAACGACAGGUCAGUAAUCUUCUAGAGUUGUUGAAAAGGGUGACUUUUUAAAUAAAUCAUUAAUAUUGGGCUUAGCUCACAUAUGGCACUCAGGGAUAGUAAAGAGAGAAGAAGGAAUAAUGAUGAUGAUGAUAGUUGAUAUUUAUAUAUUGCUUUAAGGUUUACAAAG